Puccinia graminis f. sp. tritici CRL 75-36-700-3 is the source of this 1314-nucleotide messenger RNA. RefSeq lists its product as uncharacterized. Bases 1 to 1314 code for a protein of 437 amino acids. The transcript is spliced from 2 exons. The record is from RefSeq and is a predicted model, not a curated record. NCBI's taxonomy places the organism in Eukaryota, Fungi, Basidiomycota, Pucciniomycetes, Pucciniales, Pucciniaceae.
AUGAGGGAACGAGCCCUAGAAAUCUUUAGCGUCCCGACGUGGUACACGAAACGAUGUGUGGAUCCGGUCCAGGAACAAAUCGGCCGCUCACUGCUUCUCGCAACGGUUGAUAGCAGCAUGCAUCAGAGCAUAUUACGCCAUCCAAACUGCUAUGAGAUGUUCACCUAUCUCAACUCACGAUUCUUCACCGUAACUCGAGCGGAGCAAAUGGUGUGUUGGGACAAGUUGAUUAACUUCAAACUGUCCGAUUUCUCGAGCAGCGCCGAGGGAGUCACGAAGCUGUACGAAACCCUGGACGACUUUGUCAGCUUCGGACUGGAUCUUAACCGGGAAACAAUCGGCGGACUGGCGCUACAGAGCUUGAUUGAGGCUGGUUCUGAGCUACGUCGUGAGGUGGAUCGCCAUGUCAAGCAAGACUUGGGAGGCACCAGCAAGACGCUUUCCAAGAAAGCCGUUACGCCAGACCAAAUUCUGAAGCACAUCGAUAUCGUGAAGCGACAACAAGAUUUAGGUUCAUCGCGAUCAAGUACGUUCUCGGCGUCGACACCUCAAGCACACCAAUCAACGGCCGACGUCCAUUCUGACCAAGCUAAGGAAUUCUACGAUCCUCGAACCUGGCCCAACACACACGAGCAAGUAGAGGGACUGGCGAUUUCGGGACCCCAAUGCUGGAACUGCCGAUCACCGGAUCAUCUCCUAAGCAAAUGUCGUCUGCCCAGAAGGAUCGACUUUGAUCGCCCACCGUCGUCAUCCAACUUGUGGCGGAAACAGCCUCAACAUCAUGUUGGCAACAGAUCGGGCCACACCCCGGUGAUGGCACCAGGAAACUUCCAAGCCUGGUAUCCAAUCGUUACCCCGCCUGGGUAUCAACAUCGUGGCUUUCAACCGGCACAAUCACCAUACGCCCCACCUCCAACAAGCCUGCAAGGACAACAACCUGCCAAGCGAGCUGACUUGUAUCGCCCCGACUACCGUCAGAGGACCCCACAACACCCGCUGAAGUCGCAAAGCCAGGCUUCUGCCAACACAGUCGAUGCUGGCAAUCCAUCUGAGGAACCCGAUCACCACCAAUCCCAACCAAGUCAAGACUACUAUCAUCCACCCUGUCCGAUCCAGGAAUCAACAUCGAGGAUGAUCGAAAUUGGCGUGUUUGACGAAGGACUACACAAUGGAGUAGUACCGGGGUUCCGUCAACUCACGCUGGGCGACGGUGAUGACCCAGUGUUAGAAACGGGUGCCACUCAUCACUUGACAAGCAAUAGGAGCUGGGGACCUCUCUUUUCCGACCCUGAAUGGGCAAAUCGCAAUUCUUAG